Molecule: messenger RNA, 523 nt
Organism: Danio rerio (zebrafish)
Lineage: Eukaryota; Metazoa; Chordata; Actinopteri; Cypriniformes; Danionidae
Gene: vhll
Product: von Hippel-Lindau tumor suppressor like
Biological process (GO): regulation of gene expression; negative regulation of DNA-templated transcription
Cellular component (GO): plasma membrane; nucleus; cytoplasm
Source: RefSeq, marked provisional
UCUGUCAGAGCAGCAGCACCAUGGCUGAGCAGGAAGCGCCCGCACCUCUAAAAUCUCUCAACUCCGAUGAUCCAACAUACAUUUCUUUUAUUAACAAAUCCAACAGAACAGCAGAAGCAUGGUGGCUGAACUUCUCGGGAAAGCCGGUGUCUUACGGCGACAUAAAUCCAGGGAAAUCUCUUCAGAUGAACACUUAUCUGACUCAUCCAUGGAUGUUCAGAGCAUCUGAUGGAGCUAAACUGCUGGUUAGCUUCAGUGAAGUUUACUUUCCUGCUCCUGCGCAGUAUGAUGAUUACGGGCACCCGCAUUUCCAGGCGGUCUACGUCACUACUCCAAUGUAUUCAUUACAAGAAUGCUGCCUGCGGCUGAUCAGGAGUUUGGUGAGAAAACAAGACAUCUGCAAGCUGGAAAUACCUGAGGGUUUGAGACAGGACAUCAGGCGCGCGCCUGAUUUACUGAGAGACAUCCAGACAUUAUCCGCCGCGAGAGAUCUGUGAAGGCUACAAACAGAGCCAUUUCUCUC